Messenger RNA from Eimeria mitis, 1140 nucleotides. RefSeq lists its product as uncharacterized. The coding region runs from base 1 to 1140 and encodes 379 amino acids. NCBI's taxonomy places the organism in Eukaryota, Apicomplexa, Conoidasida, Eucoccidiorida, Eimeriidae. The transcript is spliced from 2 exons. The record is from RefSeq and is a predicted model, not a curated record.
AUGUACCUACCGCAGCGCCACCAGACGAAGCAGCAGCGGCGGAUUGGCGAGUUCCAGCAACAGAUGCACCUGCUGCAGCAGCGGCAGCAACGGCAGCAGUGGCAGCCCAAGUAUGGACAACACCGGCAACAGCAACAGGACCAUUUCCAGCAGAAGCAGGAACAGCAUGAUCUGUACCAAGAGCGUCAGCACAUGUUUUGGGGGCAACAGUGGCAGCAUUAUUUGCUCCAACCGCUGCAGCAGCCGGCAAUUCAAGAGCAGGUGCAGCAGCAAGCGCAGCAGCACUUGAUGCAACAACAGGCGCAGCAGCAGCUGUUCGAUGUGCCAGAGCCGGAGCAUGUAACACGCGAUCAUGAACAGCAUCAGAACAUGCGACAGGACGAGCAGCAGGGGUCGUUGAAGGAGAUGCAUAAACAGCAGCGCGAUCAGCGUAAGCCGUGUCGAGAACAGCAAGAGGAACUGGAGCCACACCCGGAAGAGCAGCGCCAGCUGUUGCAGCAUGCGGAUCCGCUCUCAGAAGAGUUGAUGGUAGACGAAUGGAUUGAACCGGAGUCGCCGAGCUCUGAGGUGCCUCAGCCCAGCAUCUCUCAACAGGCAUUGCAGCCUCCUUCUGCUCCAGCAGCUUCAGGUCCCUCGAUAUCCGAAUAUUUCCGCAAGCAGGUGACUCCUGGUUUCAUACUGGCUGCUCGUGACGCAUCACGUGCUGCUUCUUCACAAGCGUCAAGAGAUGAAGAUGCUGCACCUUUUGCAGCAGGAGCUGCAGUAGCAAGCGCACCAGGCACCUCGCCCAGUGCUGGGAUGUCCUCUGCUGCAUCGGCGAAAAACGUAGGCGUCACCCGCUCGGAAACACCGACACUGAGUAGUUUGUUGGUUCGCCAGAGAAGUGAAGGUGUAAUAACAGCCUCAGCUGCUAGACGAGCAGCAGCAACUGCUAUAAGAGCAGCGGCAGCUGGCGGAACAGCAGCAGGAGCUAGUGGAACAGUAGCAGAAGCUGGUGAAGCGGAAACAACAGUUGCUGGAACAGGAGCAGCAGCCGCAGGAAAAGGGGCAAAAGCUGCUGAAGCAGGAGCUUCAGCAAUUUCUCAUUUGCUGGAAACGCCACCGGCUACUAUGCUGGAACACCCUGUCCCAUCCGCAUAG